Misgurnus anguillicaudatus (oriental weatherfish) is the source of this 4265-nucleotide messenger RNA. RefSeq names its product PDZ domain containing 7b (gene pdzd7b). Gene Ontology annotation, cellular component: cilium; stereocilia ankle link complex; stereocilium tip. Gene Ontology annotation, biological process: auditory receptor cell stereocilium organization; sensory perception of sound. Gene Ontology annotation, molecular function: protein binding; GTP binding; GTPase activity. NCBI's taxonomy places the organism in Eukaryota, Metazoa, Chordata, Actinopteri, Cypriniformes, Cobitidae. The record is from RefSeq and is a predicted model, not a curated record.
ACGGCCAAUCAAAGAGCGGGUCACGGCAGAGGGCGGUCACGAGCGCAGGAGUCAGAAAUUACUGGAGUCACCUCACGAUGACAACAGGUGAGGUGGUAAGCUUGACAGUCAUCAGAGGUGAUGAUGGUCAGCUUGGCUUUAGUGUGCGAGGAGGAUCUGAGCAUGGACUUGGUGUUUUUAUCAGUAAAGUUCAGAGGAACAGCUCUGCAGAGCUGGCAGGGUUGUGUGUUGGUGAUAAGUUAUUAGAGGUAAACGGUGUCAGUAUGGAAAAUAUCAGUAUGAGCAGCGCUGUGAAAGUGUUGACGGAUCACACUCGCCUCCGAUUGGCCGUUCAGCGUGUGGGCCGUGUACCUGGAGGCCGAUAUACCAAUGAGAAAACCACAUGGGUGGAUCUGAUUCACCGUCGGAUGAUUGUAGAAGAAUCAGACGCUCCUGUCUCUGCAUACAGUUCAGAUGGAGCUCUUUGUCGGACGGUUCACCUACAUCUCUCUCACAGUCAGUCCUGUCUGGGGCUCAACAUCCGUGGUGGACGAGAGUAUAACCUGGGCAUAUACAUAUCAAAGCUGGAUCCUGGCGGUCUGGCAGAACAGGGUGGGAUUAAAAUGGGAGAUCAGAUCCUGUCAGCCAAUGGUGUUAGCUUUGAGAACAUCAGUCAUCAAAGAGCAGUGGAGGUGUUGAAGAGUCAACCUCAUGUCUUACUGACCAUUAAAGAAGCAGGGAGAUAUCCAGCAUAUAAAGAGAUGGUGACAGAACUUAGCUGGAUGAAUAAAUCAGGUAGCGAAACAGAGUCUGAUUCUCAGUCGUCUGUGUCCUCGCUGUCAUCUGGGACUCCUCUGGGAUCUAUGAGUGGUCUCUCUCAAGCUACUCUGCCUGUUAGUUUACCCUUAGGAGCCAAAAUGUCUGACGUGCGCAGCUCCACCGAGUCCCAGUUUCAUUCGGGUCCCACUAAUAUCGGUGGUCAGUCAGAGCAACUGCGAACGUUGAGUCGAGGAACCGUGGAGCUGUUGCAGGACUCUGUUAUCCGGAGCGAAGGAGAGACAAACAGGAGAGAAGGCCGGAUCGUGGCUCCGGGUCAAACCGGUCCUCCCAUACGCCGAACGCAAAGUCAUGUGACUGCAUCAGAAGAAGAGAAGUGGAGAAUAAAUCAAGAGAUAAACCGUCCCGUUCAGCGCUCCAGAACCUUUAUCAGUCUGUUCCGGAAGAGAGAUUCCUCCAGAUCUGUGUCCCGUUCAGAGAGCAAUCAGGGCAGGUAUGAUGAUGAUGAUGAUGAUGAUGUAUCUGGGCAGGACGCUCUGACUCGCGUGAGAGAAAUGGCUGUUAGAUUACUGGAGGAUGAAGAUGUGGAUGUGCUGCUGGAGAUCUGUCAGAGGUAUUUAACAGAUGGAGGGGUGCAGGCGCUGGUGAACACCCUACUGAAUACACUGAACACAACAGAGAAACUCCUGCUGCUCAGAGAGAUCAGAACGCUUGUGUCCUCUGAUGAUCUUCUGCUCUUUAACCACACGGUGGCUCCAUAUGAAGAAGAAGCUUAUGAUAUUCUGAAGAGUCGCUCAUGUAGAAAUUCUCCACUGCUCUCCCCUCGGACAGACCGCACACCCAGACGUCACUUUGUUCCUCCUAUGACAGAUCUCCACCGUGAGUUUGAGCUGCAUUCAGCGCAGGAUGUGGAGAAACAGAAACGGGUUAAAGAAGAUCUAGAGCAGCUCGCCCUGUCCUGUUAUAAAGAACAGAACGAACCUCUGCAGACGUCCACAGCUUUCAGCACGUUACAGGACGUUCCUCUAGAUGCUUAUAAGCACACAGACACAUUAAGAUCAUCCAGCUCCUCUGUUCUUCUCCCCAACUGGCUAUUGGCAGAAAACACACAUUCAGAUUCUCCACAGACACCUGAGAAUAGUUUGACCCGACCCGAUGCCCCGUUUUUACACUCGGGUUAUGCCGUCAUUUCAAAAAGUGGGCGGCUUCCAGGGAUCAGGACAGACGGUGAAGAGGAACCGGGACAGGAUGUGUUGUUCACUGUAGUGGACAUGCCUCGCCACAAGAGGCCGCUGCUGUCACAGAUCUUUGGUUCCCUUAAAAUGUCUCACAGUUCAACCGUGUUACCCAUAAAACAGUCCUGGCAACAUCAGAGAUCAGGCCGUGAAACACACAACCAUGAUGCACACAUGGAGCAGGACUGCUUUGAGUUUACUACAGUCAACAUUAGCAAAACCAAGCAGUCUCUGGGGAUCAGUAUAUCAGGUGGGGCGGAGUCCCGUGUUCAGCCUACGGUGAAGAUCGAGAAGAUUUUCCCAGGAGGAGCGGCGUCUGCUAAUGAUGUCCUGCAGGCUGGGUUUGAGCUGGUGUCAGUGGAUGGUGUUUCUCUCCAGGGUGUGACCCAUCAGGAUGCAGUAGACAUCAUACGAGAGGCAUUCAAAAAUAAAGCCACUGAUCCUAUGGAGCUCGUGGUCAAAACCAUCCUGGUUGGAGACAGCGGUGUGGGGAAAACAUCUCUGCUUGUUCAGUUUGAUCAGGGGAAAUUUAUCCCUGGAUCGUUUUCUGCCACAGUUGGGAUCGGAUUUACGAAUAAAGUUCUGACAGUAGAUGAGCUGAAGGUGAGAUUACAGAUCUGGGACACGGCGGGGCAGGAGAGAUUUCGCAGUGUCACACAUGCAUACUACAGAGAUGCUCAAGCGCUGCUCUUGCUGUACGACAUCACCAGCAGAUCUUCAUUUGAUAACACACGGGCGUGGCUAACAGAGAUUCACGAGUAUGCUCAGGAUGAUGUGGUGAUUAUGUUGAUUGGUAACAAGACGGACAUGUCCAAUACAAGAGUGAUCAGACGGGAAGAUGGAGAGAAACUGGCCAGAGAGUUUGGUGUGAUUUUUCUGGAGACCAGCGCUAAGACCGGACUCAAUGUGGAUCAGGCUUUUAUAACUGUAGCAAAGGAGUUGGUGAGACGAUCUGUACAGAUGCCCGUCCAGCCCAGAUUUUACCUCCAUGACCUGAUGGAGCCGGAGAAAGAGACGUCAAGCUGCUGUGGGUUUAACUAGAACAAAUGUGAUGAGAUGAAGGUAUUUUAACAGCAGAAGUUCAACAUUCAAAGUGAUCUCACACUUACUAACACGAGAUUUGUGUUUAAAAUUAUGCCAAAUGCAAAGACAACCAGCAGAUGGUGCUGUAGUGCACAGUAAUGUUUACUGGAGACUUUAUGCAGUAUUAUAAAACUCUGAUUCAUAUUGAGUGACAGAAGAGCCAAACCUCUCUUUUAUUCCUUACUUAUAUUGAAAUCAAAUGUCAUGAUGUCACAGGAACCACUAAAGAGUCAAACAUACCCAAGCCAGAAUAAAGCACCUGCUGUAAGUGGAUCUGGUGGUUAUAAAGGUGCACAUUAUGAGCAUCAGAUGGCAGUAAAGCUUUAUUUCUCUAUUGAAGCCUCAUGUUUACAGCUGCAUGUCUAUAAUGAUCAUAUAAUGAUUCCUUUAGUGAACAAACGCUGACAGUGCGUGUAAAUGUUAAUUCUCCUUUAGUUUAUUUUAGGGCUUAGUUAACUUAACUUAACCAUAACUUCACCUCAGAUGGAUAUCCACACAUUUUCCUGCUGUAAACUCUUUAUAUUAUGAUGCAGAAUAGCAGGUGUGUUAACAGAUCAAUACAUUUUUAUGUGCUGCGUUUGAAUCUCAGGAUCUUUACUGGGAAUAUUUGAAGAGCUCAGAUGCAAAACCCACUUAGUGCGUCUGUGAUGAUUUCUUGUUUAUUGUUUAAUCAGACUCUUAAUAAAUUCAGCCUAAACUCAGUAUUUCUGAAUGACCUGAGGCCUGGAUUAAGUGGAUUUGAAGGGAAAGUAUUUAUGUACCAAGAGCAUUUAUUGGGUUAAUAUCAUCAUCUCAUUUGAGCUCUUCAUUUAUACACCAAUAGAAGCUCUAAAAUACUGCAAAUAUAUAAAAGGAAAUAUGCAUUUUUCUUCUUAGCUAGAUUAUUAAAAUUGAAUUAUACAGAUUUACUGUUUGCAUUUGGAUUAAUAAUAUUAGCUGAUGUUUUAUGAUAAUGUAUAUUGAGAAAGGUUGUGAUUAUUCUGCCUGUGUGUUUUAUUUCAACAGAUAUAUUAAGAUGAUAUCAGAUUUUAUUAUCAAAGUAUUUUGUGUUUGUUUUUCCCUCUAAUCAAACUCCAGUAUCUGUUUUCCUGAAAUGAAAACACUUUGCACAAUUUUGUGUGGAUGUCCUCAGGUCUUUUCCUGUUUGACUUUGUAAAAUGCUUAGAAAAAGUUAUAAAAUAAUAAGUUGUG